Molecule: messenger RNA, 3311 nt
Organism: Doryrhamphus excisus (bluestripe pipefish)
Lineage: Eukaryota; Metazoa; Chordata; Actinopteri; Syngnathiformes; Syngnathidae
Source: RefSeq, a predicted model, not a curated record
GACAGCUGGAAGGUGACACGGGACUUCUCCAGCAGAUCUAGGACAGCUUUCCAGAUGUGCCAAAGUGAAUCCUGAUGAAUUUACCCUAAAAAUGUAGCAGACAACAGCAGAAGAUUGUCGAUUAGACCUGGGUAAAGUACGACUCGCGUAAGAGGCCUCUGCACUGUGACUCCUACUCAGCUUCAACCUAAAAAAAAAAUAAGAGAACACAUCAACCAGCUUGUUGACCUGGGACUCGGCGAUGUCAGCACGCUCCUGAGCCUCCUCCAUCUCAUGCUGGACCUUCCUGAGCCUGGUCAUAAUUGGAUAAGGUCACAGUUCCUACCCUAGACUCCAGUUUCUGGAGCUGCUUCUUGCCACCCUUCAUGGCCAGGUGAGCACUGGUAUCCUGUUCCUUCUUCAGCUCCUCAGCCAUCAUGGCAGCCUGAAAUCAGUACAUGGAAUUGACUCAUUUCUUGCCUCCUGAACAGUAUCUUCUACUUCGCCUUGAAUCUGGACAAGGUUGGCAGCCAGAGCGUUAGCUCUCUCUACAUCAAUCAUGAGGUCCUCCACCUCUCCAUGCAGCCUCUGCUUGGUCUUCUCCAAAGAGGCACACUUAGAGUUCACAGCUUCAAUGGACUCCUCAGCCUCCUGGAGACGCUGGGCCAGCUUCUUCCUGUAAGAGCAGCUCAGGCUUGUGUCCAGUCAUCAGCUGGUAGAAGAUAUGGUAGCUCCUCUCAGCAGACAACUGGAAGGUGACACGGGACUUCUCCAGCAGAUCUGAAGACGAUGAUCUGCCUUAUGAGGAAGAGAUUAUUAGAAAUCCAUAUUCGGUCAAGUGUUGGAUGCGUUACCUCGAGUUCAAACAGAAUGGGGCCAAAUCCACCAUCAAUAUGAUCUAUGAACGGGCUCUGAAAGAGCUACCUGGAAGCUAUAAACUUUGGUACAAUUACCUGAGGGAGAGAAGGAAACAAGUGAAAGGGAAAUGUAUCAACGAGCCAGUCUUUGAAGAGGUCAACAAUUGCCACGAAAGAGCACUGGUGUUCAUGCACAAGAUGCCCAGAAUAUGGAUUGACUAUUGCCAGUUUCUAGUAUCGCAGUCUAAGAUCACACGGAGUCGGCGAACGUUUGACCGUGCACUCAGAGCUCUGCCUGUUACUCAGCAUCCUCGCAUCUGGCCUCUCUAUCUUCGCUUUGCCCGAAACCUGCCCCUGCCAGAAACAGCCAUCCGAGUGUAUCGCCGGUACCUCAAGCUUUCUCCUGAGAAUGCAGAGGAGUACAUCGAAUACUUAAAGUCGGUCGGCCGCUUGGAUGAAGCUGCUGUGCGUCUAGCAGCUGUCGUCAAUGACGAAGGUUUUGUUUCCAAAGAAGGCAAAUCUAAUUAUCAGUUGUGGCACGAGCUCUGUGACCUGAUAUCUCAGAACCCCGACAAGGUGACCUCUCUGAACGUAGGCGCUAUCAUUCGCGGUGGGCUCACACGUUUUACAGACCAGCUCGGCAAACUUUGGUGCUCUUUAGCUGAUUAUUACAUCCGGAGCGGCGUUUUUGAGAAGGCUCGUGAUGUGUACGAGGAGGCCAUUCUUACCGUGGUCACAGUAAGAGAUUUCACCCAAGUCUUUGACAGUUAUGCCCAGUUUGAGGAGAGCAUGAUCGCUGCCAAAAUGGAAACCACCGCUGAGAUGGGGCAGAAUGAGGAUGAGGACAUCGACCUGGAGCUUCGACUUGCGCGUUUUGAGGAGCUGAUUGCACGACGACCUCUUCUCUUAAACAGCGUAUUGCUGCGACAAAACCCGCAUAAUGUCCAUGAGUGGCACAAACGUGUAAAACUAUAUGAAGGCGUUCCACGGCAGAUCAUCAACACAUACACGGAAGCAGUGCAGACCGUAGAUCCCAUGAAAGCCACUGGGAAGCCUCACACGCUGUGGGUCACCUUUGCUAAAUUCUAUGAAGAAAACGAGCAACUGGAUGAUGCCAGGACUAUAUUUGAAAAGGCUACCAAAGUGAAUUACAAGCAGGUGGACGACCUCGCCACCGUGUGGUGCGAAUAUGGAGAGAUGGAGCUCCGGCAUGAGAACUAUGAGCAGGCACUGAGGAUAUUGAGGAAGGCCACAGCCAUCCCAUCCAAAAAGGCAGAGUACUUUGAUGCAUCUGAGCCUGUCCAAAACAGAGUCUACAAAUCUCUGAAGGUCUGGUCCAUGUUGGCAGACUUGGAAGAAAGCCUUGGCACUUUCAUGUCUACCAAAGCGGUAUAUGACCGCAUCAUCGACCUGCGCAUUGCCACACCACAGAUCGUCAUCAACUACUCCAUGUUCCUUGAAGAGCACAACUACUUCGAGGAAAGCUUCAAAGCGUACGAGCGUGGUAUCGCCCUCUUUAAGUGGCCAAACGUUUACGACAUCUGGAACACCUACCUUACCAAGUUCAUAGAUCGAUAUGGAGGCAAGAAGCUGGAGAGAGCCAGAGACUUAUUUGAGCAAGCUCUUGAUGGCUGUCCUGCUAAAUUCGCCAAGACCAUUUACCUGCUGUACGCCAAGCUGGAGGAGGAGUACGGAUUGGCACGUCACGCCAUGGCGGUCUAUGAGAGAGCGACGCAGGCGGUAGAAACAGAUGAGCAACACCAGAUGUUCAACAUUUACAUCAAGAGAGCAGCUGAAAUAUACGGUGUUACAUACACCAGGGCCAUUUACCAGAAGGCUAUUGAGGUACUUCCUGAUGAGCACGCCAGAGACAUGUGCUUGCGAUUCGCCGACAUGGAGAGCAAACUGGGUGAAAUUGAUCGGGCCAGAGCGAUCUAUUCCUUCUGCUCUCAGAUUUGUGACCCCAGGGUCACGGCCGUAUUCUGGCAGACCUGGAAAGAAUUUGAGAUCCGCCACGGAAACGAGGACACGAUCAGAGAGAUGCUGCGAAUCAAGCGCAGCGUCCAAGCGACUUACAACACUCAGGUCAACUUCAUGUCGUCUCAGAUGCUGAAGGCCACAACGAGCGCCACAGGGACCAUUUCAGAUCUCGCUCCAGGUCAGUUGGGCAUUGAUGACAUGAAAAUGUUAGAGCAGAAAGCACAGCAGCUUGCUGCAGAGGCAGAGCAGGAUAAGCCUAAGCCAAAAGAAAAGAUUCUUUUCGUCAGGAGUGACACAUCUCGCAGCGAGUUGGCUGAGCUCGCCAAACAGGCCAAUCCGGAUGAGAUCGAUAUCGAUGACGACGAUGAAGAUGACAAUCAAGGCCCAGAAGAGGUGCGUUUGGAGCAGAAGAGUGUGCCCACUGCUGUCUACGGAGGCCUGAAAGAGGAUUGAAACUUUUUUUUUAUAAUUAAACAUUCAUAAUGCUUUUCUGAA